This is a messenger RNA of Daphnia pulicaria, 2181 nucleotides long. Its product is annotated as girdin-like. The coding region runs from base 1 to 2181 and encodes 726 amino acids. NCBI's taxonomy places the organism in Eukaryota, Metazoa, Arthropoda, Branchiopoda, Diplostraca, Daphniidae. The transcript has a single exon. The record is from RefSeq and is a predicted model, not a curated record.
AUGGCUCUUUUAGUAUUCGUUUGCGCAACCAUAUUUGCUUGGGUCUGGUUUCUACUGGUCAAAAAUUCUGAAUCAGAUACCACAACUGAAACCAGACUAGAACCUAAUCCGGAAUCUUGUCACAAUCAAGUUCCGACAACCAAAGUGCAAGAGGCAACCAGCCGGACACACAUAACACCCCAAUCUGUUAUGUGGAAACCGGAACAAGCUUCCGCCGUAUUACCUGACAGUACUGAUUCUAUGGAUAAAAAUACCGAAAAGUCGCCGGUCGAUCAUUUCCCGGCGGCGAAAAUAAGCGAAGAGUAUGUGAAAAACUUAGAAAACGACAACCAGAAUCUAAAAAACGAAAUUGGGGUAUGUCAGAAUAGGCUUCACAAUGUCAGCGCCAUGUUACACGGUGUUGAAGAGAUUGUAGAGGAGAAGGAGAGACUCCAAGACGAGGUGAAAUAUCUAAAUGAAACUGUGGCUAAGUACGAAUCGGAUAGCCGGAAUCAAGAGAAACUGGAUUCCGAUGAACUUACGCAACUCAGAGAUGAAAAUUCCAAGCUGAAAACUAAUCUCGAGCUGUCAGAUCGUACGGUGAGUCUCCAAUCGGAUGAAAUACAGAACCUGAUGGAUACGACAAACGAUCUGAACAAUAAAUUGAAGGAAACCUUAUUGCAAUACGAUGAGCUGAUGGAUAAAGACGUGGCUUCGGAAGUCGCUAAGGACGAAUCGGAUAGCGAAAAAAUUCAGCCGCUAGAUGGAGAGAAACCGGAAGAUAUCAAUGAACUUGUGAAGCAACUAAGAGACGAGAAUUCCAAUUUGAAAACUAAUCUCGAGACGUCAGCUUGUAUGAUGAGUUUCCAAUCGGAGGAAAUUAAAAACCUGACGGCUAGAACCAACGAACUGAACAACAAGUUGCAGAGAAAAGCUUUGAAAAAUGAUGAGCUCAUUUUGAAGUUGGCUACUUCACGAGAUAAGGCUCUGACAAUUACAGAUACAUUUCAUAAGAUUGAAUCGAAAUUGGAAAAGGAGAUAAACGAAUUAAAGGAUCAGUUGAACAGGAAGCAGAAAAUCUUGGAGGAAAAAGAAGCAAUUUUGAAUUCUACCCUGCAGGCCAAAAAGGUUGCCGAUGAGAAAGUCGAGGAGAUGCACAAAUGGCAGCUCGAACUUAAACUAGCCCAUCAGAAAAAUCUGGUUUUGACAAGUCUAAAUGAUCAGUUAGAAAAUGAGUUAACCGAAUUGAAAAGGACAACGGAAGUGAUACAGGCGGAAUUUCGACGCAUUUCAGAGGAAAAAGCCGCUGCUUUCGUGUUCGUGGAAAAAGUCAACAAAUUAGCAGAAGAAUCCGCACAAUUAGCCGACGAACGAAAAGUUGCAAAUGGUCUCCUUCAGACGAAUAUAACUCAACUAAAAUCAGAGUUAACUGCAUUCGAGUCUCAAAUCGACGAGCUCAAGAAAGAAAAAUCCGUUCUGCUCUGCAAUGCCUCGACGUGGGAAAUCACCGAAAAACUUCUCAGAAACGAAAUCGUCCAUUUGAAAUCUACAAUAGGAACUCAGAAUGAGACCCUAUCAUCAACGAUGUCGGAGUUGGAGCGCAUCAAACAAGAUGACAGUUUUCUAAAAAUAAGCUUGGAAUCUGUCAAAGCUACGCUCACAGAAAAGGAGAGGGAAAAUAAGGAAUUAACGUCCCGUAAUUUGGACCUGGAAAGCGAUAAAUCUUUACUCGAGUUAAAUAAUGACAACCUAAAGAAGGAGGCUGAAGAUUGCCGAGAAGAACUAGAGAGAUUAAAACAAGAGAAUCAAAAACUUUUGGACACUCAGGAGGAAACUUUGUCUUCCGUGCAAAAAUCGACAAAGUUGGCUAAAGAGCAAGUGGAGGCGCUAUCGGGAGCUCUGGCUGCAAUGCAAGAAGCAACUCAACAUACCCAAAACGCAGCUAAAGCUACGAAAACCGAACGUGAAUCGUUGAAAUCCGGUGCGACCAAAACCAAAGGAGAAGACAAGGAAAAGGGAAAUUGGAUUAAAAAACUGAUUGCCAAGCGCAAGACCCGAGAGUAUGAAGAUGGAUACGCGAAUUUGCUGGAAACGACAGGGCUCCAAAUGGUGGAAAGGGCCAAAAUUUUGCAAGAUCAUGCAAACAACAUCAAAGCAGAAGGGAAAGCGUUGAAGAAGAAAGCUAAAACACUUCCAAAAUAA